This is a messenger RNA of Mesitornis unicolor (brown roatelo), 1718 nucleotides long. It is a transcript of the gene SORCS2, whose product is annotated as sortilin-related VPS10 domain containing receptor 2. The transcript is spliced from 14 exons. The record is from RefSeq and is a predicted model, not a curated record. NCBI's taxonomy places the organism in Eukaryota, Metazoa, Chordata, Aves, Mesitornithiformes, Mesitornithidae. The annotation marks the transcript as partial. Gene Ontology annotation, cellular component: membrane.
GUAACCUGGGGUCCCAGCUGGUUGAGUACAAAGAGGAGAUGUACAUCACGUCUGACUGUGGGAACACGUGGCGUCAGGUCUUUGAAGAAGAGCACCACAUCUUGUACUUGGACCAUGGUGGAGUUAUUGUGGCCAUCAAAGACACCUCUAUCCCUCUGAAAAUACUCAAGUUCAGCAUAGACGAAGGCCAGACUUGGAGUACACAUAAUUUUACCAGCACUUCAGUCUUUGUAGAUGGAUUACUUAGUGAACCUGGAGAUGAAACUCUGGUCAUGACAGUCUUUGGACAUAUCAGCUACCGUUCGGACUGGGAGCUGGUGAAGGUGGACUUCAGACCAUCCUUCCCCAGGGAGUGCACUGAUGAUGACUAUGAGUCUUGGGAGCUCACAAAUCUACAGGGUGAUCGCUGCAUUAUGGGCCAGCAGAGGAGCUUUCGAAAGAGGAAGAUUUCAUCGUGGUGCAUUAAAGGGAGAAGUUUCACAUCAGCUCUCGCAUCCAAAGUUUGUGAAUGUGUGAACUCUGAUUUCUUGUGUGAUUAUGGGUUUGAGCGCUCUGCACCUCUGGAGUCUAGCAGAUGCUUUGCUGACUUUUGGUUUAACCCAGAAGCCCCUCCUGAAGACUGCGUGCUGGGACAGGCAUACACCAGCAGCACUGGGUACAGGAAAGUUGUUUCUAACAUAUGUGAAGGUGGUGUAGACCUGCAGCAGAACUUAGCACAGCAUAUGUGUCCACUGAUUGCUCCCAAGGGACUUCAGAUCAGCAUCAGAGAAGAAAGCCUGGCUGUUAGGCCUGGGGAAGACAUCACCUUCAUCGUCAAACAAGAGCAGGGUGAUAUUUUGAAUACCAAAUACCAGGUAGAUCUUGGAGAUGGCUUUAGGGCAAUAUAUGUGAACCUUACAAUGACUGGAGAACCCAUCCGUCACCGCUAUGAGAAUCCUGGGAUUUACCGUGUCUCUGUGAAGGCUGAGAAUGUGGCUGGACACGAUGAGGCUGUGGUGUUCGUCCAAGUCAACGCUCCACUGCAGGCUUUAAAUUUAGAAGUGGUUCCAGUUGUUGGGAGAAACCAGGAGGUGAAUCUGACAGCCAUCAUACUGCCCAAGAACCCUAACUUGACAGUCUUCUACUGGUGGAUAGGAAACAAUCUUCAGCCACUCCUUACGCUGGACUAUUUUCUGGUGACCAAGUUUGCUGAGACAGGUGACGUCAGAGUUACAGUGCAGGCUUCCUGUGGGAGCUCCAUGCUUCAGGACUCAAAAGUUGUCCACGUUUUUGAUCACUUUCAUGUUCUUCCUCUGAAGUUUACGAAGCACCUGGACAUGUACAACCCCGACAUACCGGAGUGGAGGGAAGACGUAGGGCGAGUAGUGACACGACUUCUUGCAAAGGAAACCAAUAUAUCCGAAGAAACACUCAUGACAGUCGUGAAACCUGGUCUGCCCACAACUGCUGACUUGCAUGUGCUACUACCAGCAAAACAACCGAAAAGGAAGAGGAGUGUACCUGAUGAUAAGAGGAUAGCAACUAUAAAGCAGGCCUUGAAUGCACACAACAUCAGUUUCUUUCUGAGGGGAGGAUACUGGGUCUUAGUGACUUUAGCUGACUCCGGUUCAGACUCUCAGAGGAUUGGAGGAGGCAGUGGCUACUGGGCUCUUGUGGUUCUCUUUGUUAUCUGUCUAGUCGCAGUUGGGGCUUUUAUCCUCUACAAGUUCAAAAGGCAA